UCUCGCGAGCACGGCGUCUUGUCUACUCUCUCGCGCUGUGAAUUCCUGCUCGUGUGUGUCUCGUGCCCUGCCUCUGUCUUCCUCACCGCUCCUCUCGUCUCCUUUUUUUUAACUCGCUCUGAAUCUCUCCCUCGUUUGGGGUGGAAUUUCACGUUUUAUUUUUAUACAGGAAGAAAAGUUUUCUUUUUUCAUACAAAACUAGUUCGGUGUCUCCAGCCAUGGCGGCGAGUGCGAAGCGCAAACAGGAGGAGAAACACCUGAAGAUGCUCAGGGAGAUGACGAGUUUGCCGCCGAACCGCAAGUGCUUCGACUGCGACCAGCGCGGCCCGACCUACGCCGACAUGACGACCGGCUCCUUCGUCUGUACCUCCUGCUCCGGUGUCCUGCGAGGAUUGAACCCUCCCCACAGAGUGAAGUCCAUCUCUAUGACAACCUUCACGCAACAGGAAAUAGAAUUUCUACAGAAGCAUGGAAAUGAGGUGUGCAAACAGAUCUGGCUGGGCCUCUACGAUGACAGAAGCUCAGCUGUUCCUGACUUCAGGGAGCCGCAAAAAGUCAAAGAGUUCCUCCAGGAAAAAUAUGAGAAAAAGCGAUGGUAUGUUCCUCCAGACCAAGCCAAGGUGGUAGCCUCGGUCCAUGCCUCAAUGUCGGGCUCCUCAGCCAGCAGCACAAACAGCACUCCGGAAGUGCGGCCGCUGAAAACCCUGCUGGGAGAGACGGCGCCUGCUCUGCACCUGAGUAGAAACACACCCAGCCAGUCCCCUGUAGUGUCACGUGUUCAGUUAAGCCAGCAGGACAGGAAGUUUGAUCUGCUCAGCGAUCUAGGCGGUGACAUAUUCGCCGCUCCGACAUCACAGUCCACGGGCAGCUCCGGCUUCGCCAACUUUGCCAAUUUCAGUAGCCAUCCAGCAGCACAGAAUGCUAACGCUAGCACAGACUUUGCAAAUUUUGAUGCAUUCGGGAGUUCUGCUGCUGCCGCCACCGCGCCUAGUGCUGCGUUCCCCUCCGCCCCUCACGCACAAUUUCAGCCUGCACAACCAGCCGGCUCAGCAGGACUGGCUAAUGCCAACUUUGCCAACUUCGACAACUUCCCCAAAUCCUGCAGCGCUGACUUUGCUACGUACGGAUCCUCCCAGUCCAACUGCUCAGGGGGCGGGGCCAAGGGCGACGCAGGCGCUGUAACCGCUGACAGGUACGCCGCGCUCGCUGACCUGGACAACAUCUUCAGCUCUGGCAAAACCGAACAAGGUUCGAGCUCGGCUCCUCCUUCUGCAGGUGUGGGCCCGCCCCCUCCCCAGGCAGCCAUGUUGGGUGGUGAUCGAUAUGCUGCACUGGCUGCACUAGACACUGCUUUCAGCGUCCCUGCCCCCAGUAGCAGCAGCUUUGGCACUGCCACCAGUACCCAGGGGUCUGUGUUUGGAGCCCCACCUGGUGUGCCCGUACCACCGCAGCCCCCUCAGGCAGCACUCCCCCAGGGCUUUGGAGGCCCAUCAACAAAUCCUUUCGUCUCUACUGGUAUACCACAAGCCACUCCUGCCUCAAAUCCAUUUCAGGCCAAUGGGAGACCAGCAGCAGCCUCGUUUGGUCCUGGUUCCAUGAGCAUGCCAGCUGGCCUUAGUAACACGGCUGCCUACAACCUCCCCACAAGCUUCAGCGGAAACUUCCAGCAAGCUUUCCCCCCCGCCCAGGGCUUCCCUCAGCCGCAGGCCUACGCCCAGCAACCCAACGGUGGGGGUUUUGCUGCAUUCGCUCAAGGCAAAGCUGCUGUAGCUCCAUUCGGACAGAACAUGGGAGCACCCGGCAUUACCAAUAACCCGUUUUUGGCAGGAGCGCCGGUUGGACAGUACCCCGGAGGAAGUUCCUCCACAAACCCUUUCUUAUAGCACCCCACUCUGAACAAGCCCACACGGCGUGAGACUCUCGCUUGCACCUCUUGCACUGUUUUGAUGUUCCAAGUAGCUUUAAAGACAUGUUUCUAAAGACUUUUUUUAUGUUAGUACAAUUUACACCGGUGCGCCUAACGGAGGUGUUACAUGACGAUCUAUCUAUCUGUAAGAACAGAAAACACAAAACAAAGUGUAUUGGGGUGCCUGCUGGAAAAAAAAGGGGCCUUUCCUUUGCUGAAUCUGUGAAAUUUCCACGUCUGGAAAAAAAAAAAUCCAAGACAACAAAUGUCCGUUUUGAGCUAAGUUAUUUCAAAGUGUCCUGUGCAUUUUAAUGCUGCAGUCCUGUACAUAUCUAUUUUCUCAGAAAAGGGAGGGCAGAAGUUUAGCUCACGUGUGCAUAUCAGUAUUUAUCUUAAUUGCUCACGUCCACAUACACGAGAUUCGACUUGGCUGCGGAGCUUACCCGCUUAAACGCUGUUCACCUCUAAAUGAUGACGAGAGGAGCAUGAGAGACGGAGAGAGAGCGAGAGACUCUACCAAAGAAGAGCAUCUCUGCAAUUUGCAAUUUUUUGUUCUUUUGUUUUUGUUAAUUUUCCAUCAGCUUAUUCCCGGCCAUAAGGAGUUUCAGACCGGCAUCGCUCCCAGACUCUGGACGGGUGCUACACAGAGACUCCGAAACACGAACCACUCAAGUCGAAUGUUACAUGAGUUUAAGUUGAUGUAUGUACGUGUGUGCGUGUGUAUGUACACAUGCAUUAUAUAAAUAUAUAAAUAUAUUAAAAUAAAUUUUAAUUAAGAAA
Clarias gariepinus (North African catfish) is the source of this 2686-nucleotide messenger RNA. RefSeq names its product ArfGAP with FG repeats 1a (gene agfg1a). The record is from RefSeq and is a predicted model, not a curated record. Gene Ontology annotation, molecular function: GTPase activator activity. NCBI's taxonomy places the organism in Eukaryota, Metazoa, Chordata, Actinopteri, Siluriformes, Clariidae. The transcript has 13 exons. Bases 219 to 1883 code for a protein of 554 amino acids.